AUGCUUUGCCAUGCCUUGAAGUCACUCGUGGCUGCGCUGGCCCUCGGCUGCAUCGCAUCGGCAACCACUCCAGCCCCUGUUAGUUCUAACAGACUCAUCAGUCGCCAACUCACCGAGUACCUGAUGCCGUUCGCGACAGCAACACACGAAUUCGCCCGCGUCCCACACACAAACUUCCUCCUCCUGACGCAGAUGUCCAACAGCGAGCUGGUCAAGAUCGAGCUCGACCCUGCCACCGACGAACCCAUCGCCUACCACUCAUUCCCAAUGGGCAAGAACAACAAGUCCAUGCUGCACGGCGUCUGGCCAUCAACCAAGUACCCGGGCCUAAUGUGGCUGUCGCUGCAGGGCGACAACAAACUGCUCCUCGUAGACCCAGGUCAAAACCUCUCCAGCGCACCCAGCAUCAAACACACCAUCGACAUCCCCAAGCCCGGAAACGGCCCACACUGCGUCUUCGAGAUCGGCGAUCGUGUCUGGGCAGGCCUUAAGGAAGCGUCUGAGCAGACGGGCGGGUACUACGUCUUUGCUGCUGAUAUCAACAACCUCAACCUCACCCCCGGCUCGAACACGACGGGGACGAACCAUACGCUCUACCCCAGCCUCAACAGCCCCGUCUUCAUCGCCGAAGACCCAACAACAGGCCUCAUCUACGUAACGCAAGACACCGACUCCUCCAUCAUGCGCAUCAACACAGCAACCGGCGAAACAACGCAGCUGCCCAUCCCGCCCAGCAUCGGCACCAACGCCGUCGGCAUGAUCUCCAUCGCGUCCGGGCCCCUCCGCGGCAUCUGGUUCACGCUCGCGGGCAAUGGCACAGGCGGCACCGGGGCAUUCGGGCAUAUCGGCGGCAACGGAACAAUGCGGUUCUUCUCACUGCAGGAUGAGAGUCUCGGGCUGAAUGCGGGGUUGCUUCAUCUGGCCGAUGCCUCGCCUGCAGGAAAUGCGUCAUCGCGUGCGUCCGUAGCGGACGAGAGCCCAGCGCUCUGGCUCCUCUCGACGUCCCUGCUCAGCACGGACUCACCGGACGCUCUGAUUCGGGUGACGUUCGACGACGCGGGGUCUGCUAUCGCCGGGGAAGAGUAUAUUUCCAUGCAGACGCAGAAUGCGAUGGUGCAUCGGGUUCUGACGCUGGGGGACUCGGUCUUUGUGUCGGAGCUUAAUACGUUUACGCUUGCGCAGCUGAAGUAUCGGAAUACCGUGCCUGGGCGGUGGUUGCCGGCUGAGAUUGCGGGUGGGGAGAAUGUUUAUGCUGUUGCUGGAUAG
Molecule: messenger RNA, 1266 nt
Organism: Aspergillus mulundensis
Lineage: Eukaryota; Fungi; Ascomycota; Eurotiomycetes; Eurotiales; Aspergillaceae
Exons: 1
Coding region: 1-1266 (421 amino acids)
Molecular function (GO): protein binding
Source: RefSeq, a predicted model, not a curated record